Molecule: messenger RNA, 1191 nt
Organism: Wallemia ichthyophaga EXF-994
Lineage: Eukaryota; Fungi; Basidiomycota; Wallemiomycetes; Wallemiales; Wallemiaceae
Product: Palmitoyltransferase erf2
Exons: 1
Coding region: 1-1191 (396 amino acids)
Biological process (GO): peptidyl-L-cysteine S-palmitoylation; protein targeting to membrane
Cellular component (GO): Golgi apparatus; endoplasmic reticulum
Molecular function (GO): protein-cysteine S-palmitoyltransferase activity
Source: RefSeq, a predicted model, not a curated record
AUGAGCCUCUUACCUCAUAACGCUUUCUACAACGCAUCGAGGUAUCGUAACAGCAAUUCCAUAAAGCUAGCUGGCUUGACUGGCGGUGAUCUUGAUAUCCGUGGUGAUAGUGAUGGCGACACACACACACAAACAACCGCACCAACUCACCCUGCCAUCUCCACUACCACCGCGACCCGUUCCCUUUCUUCUGUUUCUUCUACUCCCCCUCCAGACUUCUCUAGCUCCCCUCGAACCAUCCCCAUCCGCAGAAACAACCGUCUUCUGCGCAACUACCAGCUAUCCCCCGCCAAUCUACGUUUCUGUUGCUCUGGCCAUAUUGUUACCAGCAAAGACAACCCAAUUCCCUUCAUCUGUUCCAUUUUCCUCGUUUUGGCCAUCCCCGCUGUCUUCUUUGGUCGGAUAGGCGUUGACUUAUGGUACACGCUCUCCCCCGCCGUACCUAUCAUAGCUGCGUAUUUAACCCUUUUAGUCUGGUGCUCCAUGUUCAAAACUGCCUUUGCAGAUCCAGGUGUUCUACCCGUCGACAUUGACAAGAACGCUGUCGACACAUUCCCCCGCGAUGUUUCUCUGCGCCAUACGCAUUUCCUCUCACUCAAAUACUGCGAAACGUGCCACAUAUAUCGCCCUCCACGCGCGAGUCACUGUCGUCUCUGCAACAGCUGCGUCGACGGUAUAGACCACCACUGCUCCUUCCUCAACAUAUGCAUAGGACGACGCAACUACCCGUCUUUCCUAACUUUCUGCGGUCUGACAGUGGUGACACUCGCUUACUACACCGCCUUCGCUGCGGUGCACCUCUACCAACUUACGCAGGACACGCGCGUGUCGACCUCGCAGUCCUUCGGUGGGGCAUUGCGUCAGGAUCCCGCUAGUGCCGUCGUGUUCGUAGUUGCAAUACUCUUUCUCAUUCCCCUCGCUUUCCUUCUCGCUUACCACGCACGUCUCACUCUCAUCAAUAGCACCACUAUCGAACAGCUUCGAGAGAAGGCUGUCGAUAGGGCUAGGAAGGAUGGUGAGCUAGGAGGUGGAGGUGAGAACCCAUUUGUUGGUGACGAUUCUAACCCUUUUUCCCUUGGCCCUGUCGCUAAUGUCCAGUGGAUGGCUUUUCGCCCUGGCUCCAAUUAUUCCCAUGCACGCUUCUCGGCGGUUGCUCAACGCGAUGCUAGAAGGGGUGGUGGAGGUGUUUAA